This is a messenger RNA of Dermochelys coriacea (leatherback sea turtle), 4181 nucleotides long. It is a transcript of the gene DIPK2A, whose product is annotated as divergent protein kinase domain 2A. Gene Ontology annotation, biological process: regulation of phosphatidylinositol 3-kinase/protein kinase B signal transduction; cardiac muscle cell proliferation. NCBI's taxonomy places the organism in Eukaryota, Metazoa, Chordata, Testudines, Dermochelyidae. The record is from RefSeq and is a predicted model, not a curated record. The transcript is spliced from 4 exons. Gene Ontology annotation, cellular component: COPI vesicle coat. Bases 247 to 1536 code for a protein of 429 amino acids.
GGCAGGUGGGAGGAAAGAGGGUGCUCGGGCGGCGCGCGCGCGGCAGUGGCGUGGCUCCUCCCCGGGGCGGGGAAGGCCGGGCCGGCGGGCUCGCGGCACCGCCCCCUCCCCCCUGCUGUCCCCCUCAGUAACUUGGCUGCCUUUUAUCGAGCGAGCCGCGCGGCAGAGAGUUUGCUGGGGCCGGAGCUGCGGCGCGAGCGGGGAGCGAGCGCGGAGUGGCGGGGAGGGGGGCCCCGGUCCGGGACGAUGCUGCGGCUGGUGUCGCUGAAGUUGGGGCGGCUGUACCGCUACGUGAAGCUGGCGGUGCUGGGCAGCCUGGCGGCGGCGCUGGUACUGAACACGCACUCCCUGCUGGCCUCGCUGCAGCGCAAUGAGCUGUCGGAGCGGCGCUUCCUGCAGCUCAAUAAGUGCCCGGCUUGCUGGGGCACCAGUUGGUGCCGCAAGUUCCUCAACGGGCAGCUGCGGCUGGAGAGCUGGGGCCGCCUGCGCCUGCUCGACUUCCUCAAUGUCAAGAACGUCUACUUUGCGCGCUACGGCGAGCCCCGCGAGGGCAGCCGCCGCGUCGUGCUCAAGCGCCUGGGCUCGGCGCAGGAGCUCGCCGACAUCGACACCAAGAUCUGCCGCCGCGCCACCGGCAGGGGCCGCUGCGACCUGCUGCAGGCCCUGCACGCCACCGAGUUCGCCAGCAUCAACGGCGACGUGCGGCUGCUCACCCCCGACGUGGUGGAGGGCUGGUCGGAUCUGGUGCACUGCCCCUCGCAGCGCCUGCUCGACCGCCUGGUCCGCCGCUACGCCGAGACCAAGGACUCGGGCAGCUUCCUGCUCCGCAACCUCAAGGACUCGGAGCGCAUGCAGCUGCUCAUCACGCUGGCCUUCAACCCGGAGCCGCUGGUGCUGCAGAGUUUUCCAUCUGAUGAGGGCUGGCCAUUUGCAAAGUACCUGGGAGCAUGUGGAAGAAUGGUGGCUGUCAACUAUGUUGGAGAAGAAUUGUGGAGUUACUUCAAUGCACCAUGGGAAAAACGAGUGGACUUGGCCUGGCAGUUAAUGGAAAUAGCAGAACAACUGACAAACAAUGACUUUGAAUUUGCACUCUACCUCCUUGAUGUCAGCUUUGACAACUUUGCAGUUGGUCCUAGAGAUGGAAAGGUUAUCAUUGUAGAUGCAGAAAAUGUUCUGGUGGCAGACAAAAGGUUAAUCAAACAGAAUAAACCUGAAAACUGGGAUGUAUGGUACGAGAGCAAGUUUGAUGACUGUGAUAAAGAAGCUUGCUUGUCCUUCUCGAAAGAGAUUCUUUGUGCUCGUGCUACUGUGGAUCACAAUUACUACGCUAUUUGUCAGAACCUUUUAUCAAGACAUGCCACCUGGCGUGGCACUUCUGGAGGACUACUUCAUGACCCUCCAGCUGAAAUUGCCAAAGAUGGCCGACUUGGGGCCUUGCUAGAUGAGUGUGCCAACCCAAAGAAACGAUAUGGUAGAUUCCAAGCUGCAAAAGAACUACGUGAAUACCUUGCACAAUUAAGUAAUAAUGUGAGGUAGUCCACGGUGAAUCAUCUCCUUUUUGUAACACUGGCUAAAACACUAUCGCAAAGACACAUGGAAAAAUGAGGUUUUGAACUCACAUAUUCAAAAGAGAAACAUUUUUUUAAAAAAAUUAAACCAUUCUCUGAUCAAUUAUAUAAAUGCCGUAAAAUAUUAUGGUGUUUAGAGGAUGUUCCUCUGUAAACAGACAUGGUACUUAUCUAAUUAAAACUUGAGCUACUAUUGACUGUUCUCCAUGAUUGCCUAAGGAGUGGGUCAGAUGAGAAAAGACUGAUAGCUUAAUUGACAGCUUGUCUGUCAAAGGGUACUUUACAUAAAACUGCAUUAGCAUCACAGUUUGUGAAGCUAGCUGAUGCUUUUACUUGGAAAGUCAAGUUAGACUGAUGGCCUGUUUUAAAGGCUUUUUUCCUGAUGUCGUUGUCUCAUUUUUGUGUUCAAACACCUUACGGAAGUGGCAUUUACAUACAUGCAGGUGAAUCUAGGUGUCUGUUGCAUUGUUUCAAAUUUAACAAGUUUUAUUUAAUAUUGUGCAGGAUAUUAUUACUAUGAGUGCAGGAUUCCCAUAUUUACUGUCUAAUCUAAGUUCUUACCACUGUAUCUUACUGUGUGUAUUACAUUUUUAAAAAGGAUAUAGACAUAAAGCAGAGCCAACUGUCCUAUAUGAACCAUAAUACAUUCAUAUUUGAUUUUUGUAGUUCUGCUAUUGCAGGUAUCACUUGAUAAUGUAGUUACUGUACAAAAUUUCAACCUUCCAUGCAAGUAUGUACACAUAGCCAUUCAACAGGGAAUAGUUUGUAUGAGCAAACAGUCAUUUUUAACUUGUGGGGGAGAAUAUAGUAAAAAUCAGUAGGAAUUGAGGGUAGGUUUAAAAAUAAGAUCACUAGUCCAGUGUAGUCAAGCAUAAACCAAAGAAAAUGGUUUUGUAUCAGUCCCUAGACUAACUUUAAAGCAGAAUUAUGUACUGUAGUAACGCUAAUCCAUUAUGGAAAUUCAAAUUUCAGUGCGUCCUUAUUUACUCUUUUUGAGAAACUUUAAGCUACUAGUUAGUGCUUGAGGAAAAUCCAAAUUUAAAUUUGAAGAAAAUGCCUAGCAGGCUAGCAUUUGUUUUGUAUCAUUUGCAAUUCUGCUGAAUUCACAAUGUAACGAAAUUUACUGAAUGUUUAUCCAUCAGUUUAGUCGUUAAACUGACUAUGCCAUGUUCGUGCUAGAGACGUUGCUUUGAAAUAAGUUUUACUAUUGGAAUUGCAGUAAAAAUGGUCCCUUAAUGGUUAGUGUAAACCUGAGAUUGCUCCUAUAAAUAAGAAUUUGCAUAAAAUAUCAAUCACUAUCAAAAUGAUGUACUUUCUUGGAAGAUUUUUUAUUUCAUUUAUACAAUAGCUACUGUAGUGUUCCAUUUACCUGAAGUGUCAUAAAAUUCUACUCCUAAGCAAAUACACAAAGGAAAAAAGUAACAGUUGUAAAUUUAGCAAAACCAUGGUAUUAAACAAUUUGGAAUGAACUGGGCAUGCACGACUAUUCAUGACAAAGUCAGCAUGGCUAUCAAAUACUACUGCAAAGACAGAUGGAUAUUGCUGCUAGACCAAAAUUGCUGUAGGAGCAUUGUAAAAGAAAAAAGCAAAUUGUAAUUCAACACCGAUUGGUUCUUUUUUCUCAAAACUGGGGAGUGCGGUGGUGGGGGAAGUAUCGCUGUAUAAAGAUGCAAAAGUUUUCUCAGAUUUGUUAGAUGAGUGUAUUAAUGACUGUUUUGCACAGCUCUGGAUUUUCACUUUGAAUCCAUUUUGCAUAUGUAGUCAUUCUUUACUGCAACUCACUUGUCUUAAUUUUGUUUUCAGAAGCUAAUAUGACACUUGCAGCUUUUAUUUUCCUAUUUGCUGUUUUGGAUUUUUUUGUGUUUUUGUUUUGUUUUUGCUGUUGGAAGACUGUUUUACCAGCUGUGCUGCAACCUCUUUCCCUUCAGAUAUGAGUCUUUAAAUCGGCUUUACACUACUUUUUUUUGUCAAAAUACACUUAUUUGCAGCAAAUACAUUGAAAAAUUGACAUUAAAUAACGCUAGCUGCCACGCAAGCCUUGUUGUAUCAAUGAUGUUGAUUUUUUAAACACCCAGCACAUUAUCUGAUUGAGUUGUGUGUGAUUAUUAAAGGGUAAUAGAAAACACUGCCAGCUCUGAUUAGUACUUGAGGUAGUCUUGUAACUACCAAAUGUCCCUGGUUAGAUUUGUAACUACCAAAUGUCCCUGGUUAGAUUUGGUUUAAGGGUUAUAGUUCCCUCUGAAAUAUAUUGAGAAAGCUGAUUUGGAAAGGAAUCUAGAAUUUAUUUAAAAAACAAACAAAAAAACAAAACAAACACUACAGGGAAAACACUUACGUGGAAAGCAAUAAAUUUUGUUCAAUUUGCACCUAUCAGAUAUUUAUUGUACAAUGACAGUUUAUAUUUUUAGUCAUUGCCCAUUAAUAUUGAUGAACUCUUGGUGAAAUAUUUUUGAAUGAGACAUUUGGGGUUUGUAUGUGCAUUAAAAUUGUCUUUUGUACUGUAAGUUACUGUUUGUUUUGGAAUAUUUUAUCAAAAUUGUCUUCCUGUGCCUUCAUAUUACACAAAGUUGUUUCUACAACUUUUAAGGAUAUUAAUAAAGAGUACUUUAAGAA